CUUCGUCCCGGCAGCAAGUUUCACGGCUCUCAACAAUCCGACCGUCAACGAUAUGACGUACAGGUAGAGAUCAAGCAUGUCGAUAUGAAUGAAUCCUUUCUCUGCGGCUACUUGCGCAUACAAGGCCUCACCGAAGACCAUCCGACACUGACCACCUAUUUUGAGGGCGAAAUCAUCGGCACCAAGUAUACUUUCCAUACCAAGCAUCCGGAAUGGGGUUCGAAUGAAAAGGUCGAUAUGCAACAUUGGCAGAGAUUUCCUGCCUUUCGACCAUUGGCAAAACAAGCCAGACGCUCCGACUUCACUUUCAAGAAUUUUGCUCAAAAGGAGAACAUCUUCAUGAGAUGGAAAGAGUAUUUCCUCGUUCCGGACCAUCGCGUACGGACUAUUUCAGGAGCAAGUUUCGAAGGAUUUUAUUACAUUUGCUUUAAUCAGGUAGCAGGCACUGUGAGCGGAAUCUAUUUUCACGCCAAGAGUGAAAAGUAUGUUAUCAUCCUCUAA
Molecule: messenger RNA, 501 nt
Organism: Xylona heveae TC161
Lineage: Eukaryota; Fungi; Ascomycota; Xylonomycetes; Xylonales; Xylonaceae
Exons: 2
Biological process (GO): proteasome-mediated ubiquitin-dependent protein catabolic process; negative regulation of gluconeogenesis; protein targeting to vacuole
Cellular component (GO): GID complex; extrinsic component of membrane
Source: RefSeq, a predicted model, not a curated record